CAGAUGUGCGCAGCCAGUUGCGAAAGGUAAACAAAGUUCCAACCCAAAAAAAUAAUGUUGUGGAGUUUUUUGCCAUUUUUUAAAUCAGUAUUCGCGAAUAUUAAAUGAGUUUUAAUACAAAACCAAUCGGAAUUAAGUGUGACGAACAUGUCAACGGAAAAAAGAAAACGGAAAAUAACCCGGACGCCUCCGGUAGCCGCAAGAAGGGAUUCAUCCAGUGAGCCGGAACUCGUAAUCGAUCUGCCAAGCACUUCCACCUCGACUGGUGGCCGAGCUUCCAGAUCUGCUCUACCGGUGACUCCCAAGAAGAGCCCGGAGAAGCGGCAGCCAUCGACGAGGAAGAAACGCCGCCGGCCACGCUCCAGCAGUUCCAGCAGCGAUGUCGAGGACCAAACGCUGGAGGAAACCAUCCAGAGGGUGGCGGUUACAAAUAACAUGUCCCAGGAGAGCAUCAAAAAGAUUCUGAAGAAACUGGUCCUGAACGAGCAUAUUCUGGCAACGGUGAAAUUGAAGGAGGAAGACGAAGUGCGGGAAGCGAAAACCAAUCCCGCUUCGGCCAAGGAUGGCAUGGAGGGCGAUGAUGAAGAUGACGAAUCGACUCAGGUCAAACUGACUCGAUUAAAAGCCAAACAGUUGAAUAAGCCACCCCUUCCGAUAGUUCCUUUGAAGGCACCGAUAGCAAACGAAGAAGUGGCCGCCCUGAUUCGGGAAGAGCUCGGCUCCGACGAUGACGACGAAGAAUACCAACCCACAGAGGAUGACAUUCCCUCGGAUGACGAUCCCAACACUACGAUAUCGGACAUCGAUUCACAGCCUCGAACGCCGAUCGCGCCCUCGACACCUGGGGGCACGGAACCGGAAAACGAUGGCGAAGAUGGCCCCGUCUAUAGCCGAGAUGGGUUGUUCAAGAUACCGAGGAUGCGUACCGAUAGUCACGGUUCGCAGCAAUCCGAACAAGAGCAGGAGAACAUUGCCCGGCGGACCCGAUCGAAGCUGUGUCUGCAGACGACGGCCAUCGAAACGAUUGAGUCGACGUUCUUCCCGCCGGACAUUACGACCGACAUGUACGACUUCGACUGCGAUAUGGAUCACGUGUGGAAGGAGUUUCUGAGCGAGUUUACCAAACCGUUGCCGAACCACGCCGAAGACGACGAUGACACCGAUCCAGAAUACGUGGCAGCGGACCAAGUACCGGUUGACGCGGAGGAGCUUCGCGAAGUCAAGGUCUCCAGAAAAGAACUCAACGAACUGGUGUCGGAACUGCUUGAAAUGAGCGGAAUUAUAGACGAAUCGUUUCUGAAUGAUGAUGCGGCCAAUAAAACACUAGUUCCUGAAGCUGCAAUCGAGGCUCCCAAUCAAGACCAAGAAGUGGCAGAAACCGGGCAGUCGUCUGUGCUAAACACCCCACAGCCAAAAAUGGCCAGUCCGGUGAAAGAGCGUUCCGUUACUCCGGAGCAAGCUACCAACAGCUCAGUGUUCCUCCCGAACACGGUGUCAACCCCUACGAUACCUUUCCCGGAGAAUCGUGUGGUCAUCGUGACUCCUGCCACCCCAACUGGCCAAGCUAUUACUAGCGGUUCACCAUGCGCAGCUCCUAUUGUGCAGUCAUAUACUCAAGCUUUACAACCUUUAGAAAGUAACGCCAGUAUCGUAGCUCCUAUAGCUAUGCCAGCAACCACUGUGAUUUCAAAAUCUGGAGAAAAUAGUCUGAAUAGCAACACCUCUCUUCAUCAGCUAACUACUCCGACUAUACAUGCCACAGCCAAGGGUAUAGUUUUAAUAGCUCCAGUUCCACAGUCAAAUAAUUCUAGUUGGACAAUCAUCAGUAGUAGCCCCGGACAUUCCACUAUGCAAUCCAGUUCGGUUGGAGAUCAAUCGUCCCUCGCUCACGAUACAUCACAAACUAGUUAUAUCAACGCCAACGCAAACGAUGCAUCCAAGAGCAUUUCUCUGAACGGCAAUUUCUUCAUUCAGAUAUCCACUCCUGAUGAGUCCAGCUUCUACAAAUACUACGUACCAUCGAAAAGUUCCGUCAAGCCGAGUGAAGAACGAAUACCAGUUCCCCCGUCGGAACGAAAAUAUCGCUUCACGCACAGUCUGGUGCCGGUAACCGUAACGUACAACGAGGGUCAAACGGGAUUCACAAGUUUCCAGCUUCAAAUCUUCCAGCAGCAGCUUCGGCAGCAUGUACAGUUCGCAGCGCAAAACUUCAUGCAAACCUACGCACAUCCCAAAUUUUGGCAGAUGGCCAAGACCUUCAAGGAAAUGCUGCUCGACCUUCAGACAAUGGCACAGGACAACCCAUCGGCAAAAGCGUGGAAUCUGGACGGUGCUGUCGAUUGUUGUCAAAGCUGGGAAAAGGAACUCGAAGCGGAUACGGACGAAAAUAAGGAUUUCAUCCAGUUUCAAUUGGACGAAACUAGCAAAGCCGAAAAGGCGAAAAAAUCGAACAAAUACUACCUAGGCUUUUUCCAUCCGAAAAUGAUGGAACACGUGGUCAACAAUACCGCCUUUAUGUAUCCCAAACUCCUUCCUUACACCCCAUUCCGGACGGACUUUCGCUCCGAGAACCGUUUCAUCAAGGCCGAGGAACGGCUGAUCGCCUACGGGUUGGACAUGUUCUUUGCCAUCGCCAAAAAGGAUAUGAACAAGCACAGACCGCACGUGGAAAAGGAUCCAACGGUGAUGCAGGUGUGUCGCUACAUUAGCAAAUAUCUUAUAACCUGCCAAACCGAUAAGCAGCUGUACUCGUACGUGAGCUCUCGUCGGUUACGCGGUGACAAGAUGAAUCCUAUCAAGUAUUACUUCAAACACUCUAAGGGACCAGCGUUCCAACAUGUACUGGAGUCUACGGAUCUGAACAAUGUGAUACCUCCUGUGGGGUACCAGAAGGGAGAGCUCCCACAUCUGUGGGAUAAAUACAUCUAUUCUAAGGAGAGGCUGGGAAAACUCUGCAACAGCACGUGCGACUCGGAAAUCAUUGCCAUUCACGAAUCGGUGCAGGCAUUCAGCAAGCAACAAUCCAAACCUACGGCACCAGCCGCCCCACCCGAACCUCCCGCUCUGAACAUCACCAUCAGCUUGGUUCUCGAUCCGCACCAGCCUCCCAUUCCGUUGAAUACUCCGGUAUUUGGUCAAGACUCGGCAGCACCCAUUGCUGAGGAACAUAGCGAAGACAGGAACAAAUCAAUCGAUUCCAAUCCCCCUUACCUGUUCGAAAUCAAGGAGGAAUCUUCCAUUUCGAUUGACGACGAUUCGCGGGAUGUGACCGACUUUGACGGCCAGCCGGAUGUUUCGAUAGUAGCCCCGUCCGAGGGCAGGAGUAGCUGUGGCUGUGAUUGUCAUAACUUAGACCAUAGCCAUCGCAGUGGAUGCCUUGAAGGGAAGAAGAGUGAGAUCGGCAAAGGGCAGAAGCGACUGACGGAUUAUUUCUCUACGGUAAAAGGCGUAAAGGCGGAUGAACUGCGAAAGACGAAGCUGAAGGAGAAGUUGUGGGAGAUAUACCAGAGGUUCUGUGACUCUUGUAUAGAAGGAAUUGACGUUGGAAGUCUUGGAAGAUUAGUGCGAAAGGUAUUUGACCAUUUUCGUCUGAUAGAAGGAUUUAGUUACUUUCUAGGGAAACUUCAAGAGAUGAGCUAUAGCCACAGCUCUAAAAAAGUGGAUCAGAUCGUGACAAAGAGUGAGCCGUUUGCGGUGAAUGAAAUGGACAGCAGAGGACACCGUUCCAGCGAGUGUGAGCACAGGGACGCAAACUUUGCGUACAACUUCUUCGAGAAAGUAGAGGAAACCUUACUUACGGAAAACAAGCACAGCAUGUAUGAAAGGUUCUUGGAUAUUCUACAGUCGUUCAAUGCCACAGAAGAUCGCGUUCCUGAUCUGUACCACAAGAUAGAGAAUCUCCUUCUAACGGAUCACCCCGAACUGGUGGACAUGUUCCUGACGUUCCUCCUGCCAGGUCAAGCCGCGGAAGUCGGUCGAUUUUUCGAACAUUUCAUCCUAACCAACUCCAACGACUUUCUCACUAAAUUGAACAUCUAUUUCGCCAAACAACCGGCACAGAUCAGAAGGAUCUACUCCUGCCUGAGCGAACUUUCCAACGAGGAAGGCGUGACCAUGGAGUCUAUAAAAUCUCGAAUCCUUCCACUUCUAAAAGGGAACCCCCUGCUCAUCGAAUGGUUCCUACAGCUGUUUCCCCUGGAAAACCCACCCGAAGGCAACACCUCAGACUACGAGGUUAUCUCCGUGAAGAAACUUCCACACACAGAUCAUCCCCAGGACCCGGACGACGUCUACGAGGAAGUCCCGUUCAUCGAAGUGGCCCAGGAAGCGGCAGGAGAGGGUACCGUUUGCGGAACGAAAUACAUCCAAGGCCGAAUCAUGUACGGCACUCAACCGGCCCGAUUGACCUUCCUAGCACACGAUUGCAUGACUUCCCUGUCGCUCAUCCAGCGAGAUAACCACCACGGACUGAAAGGAUGCGUACACAACGUACGAAGUGCUCCGAGAUCGACGGCUGAUGGUGACUCAACGGAACAAACACCACCAGUAGUGGAUAAUCCGGUGCCGGAGGAAGCGCCACAGCAGCAGCAGCAGGAGGAGCCACCGCGGUACAAGCUGUGCGACGAUGCAACGUUCAAUGCGCAUGCCAUCCGAUUGAAUCCGCUGGUGCACGGCGGGAAGGGGGUCACGUACGCCGAUGUGGCGCAUCUGCUAGUACCGGACUCGAAUGUGCCGGAUGAAAGUCAACCAAUCCCUGAGGACGACAAAUCCAACUCGCCGAAGAAACAACAGUUCAGAACCGUUCCCAAAAAACGCAUCAACUCACCUGUGAGCAAGAAACCUACGAUGGGCAAAAACUCUCCAACAGCCUGCAAAAAGGCACCAAUCACUGUUUCCCCUGAUUCAAAAGUUUUGCUCACAUCGAAAAAGUUGAAACAAUUGAUUGAAACAGCACCGGGUCCAUCGAACCCACCGGAACCAGCGGGCUCAAGCGGUGUGAAACGGAAAGCAUUCCCUGACCUCAAUACGAACACCGCUAGCACCGUUACGGUUCCCUCCAAUGAGACGCCGUCUCUGCAAAUAAAAAAAGAACGAAGUGACGCAAACGAUUCCAAAGACACUGCAGAACCUCCCGGCCAAACCAGCUGGACCAGAGACGAGGACAAGGUGAUCCUGGAGGAAAUCAAAACGGGGUACAGUUCGGUGGAACAGUUGGUGGAACGGAUCGGAACGAAAAUUUCGGGAAGGAGUGCCACCGAAAUACGACUGAGGUAUGAAUUCCUGAUGGAAGUGCUGAAGAAGUUCCAGCGAUCCAAUUGAUGAGUGGUUUGUUUCCGUGUAGUUUAAGGUACAUUUUGUUUUAAUGUAGAAUCUAUUUAUUCAAAUUGUGUUCGAAUGUUUAAUCACAUGCAAUAAAUGCGAAUCAAUGUACAGAAUGCUUA
Aedes aegypti (yellow fever mosquito) is the source of this 5441-nucleotide messenger RNA. RefSeq lists its product as uncharacterized. Gene Ontology annotation, molecular function: transcription coregulator activity. Gene Ontology annotation, biological process: regulation of DNA-templated transcription. The record is from RefSeq and is a predicted model, not a curated record. The transcript has 8 exons. Gene Ontology annotation, cellular component: nucleus. Bases 148 to 5319 code for a protein of 1723 amino acids. NCBI's taxonomy places the organism in Eukaryota, Metazoa, Arthropoda, Insecta, Diptera, Culicidae.